GCCAUGAAGAACUGCCAACCCAUGACAUGUCCUUUCCAGCUCCAGGCCUGCCAGAUGUCCCAAGCACUAUACCUCAUGCACUAUCAUGACUAGUGCAUUGAAAACACACAGGACACAAUCUGCAUCUGUUUCAAUCCUCAUGGGGUGCAAAAAGAAUCCUUUCCUGCUGUUCCAGCAACCAGGCCCUUCUGGCAUAAGUUUGCCAAUAGUAUACUGUUCCAACCCCAAAUACUUUUCUUCUGCUGUCAGAAGGAAAACCAGGCAUUGAACUGCACCAUAUGAACCCAUGUGAUGAGUUGCAUCCCUUAAAACUGAGGAGUUAAGCACUGUCAUUGAAAAAGUGGUCUGAAAUACUUUCCCAAGGGAAUGCAGUUGGUGCUGUACUUCCUGAAGGAAGAAUGGAGAUUUGUUCCCAAGACAUCAGGAGUCUCCCAUGGGUACCAUCAGGCAACUGUCUGCAGAGGGUUAGCACAGUAUUGUGGAUCUGGACAUACUUAUAAUGCACUUCCUGGCAGUUAUGGGUUAAUCAUUGGAUCAACUCAGAACCUGCAAGAACUUGAAGGGACAUUUUUCCCCAGACUUUCUCAGAUGAGGUUGGAAGCACAGUCUUCAUCUUCCCACCAUCCAUUUGGUGCUUCUCUGCACAGGACUCAGUGUUCCCAGCUUCACUGGCUUUCCAGAGAGAGACUAGAGCUGUGAGCGCACUGGCAGAAUUGCAGCUGAAGCAGCCACCACAAGAAUCAGUACCAACACCCAACGAUCCCAGGAAACAGAGGCAGAACUACUAGAGAAAGAGCUGCCAUUGACCACUGGUCAGCAGGUGGUGCAUCUCCAAACCAGUCUGGUGCACUUGGCAAGGGACCUGGUGACUUCAACUGAAGUGGCAGGGGAGCCCACAUUUAACCUGUUCAUGAAAAUGAGGAAGAAUAGAGAGAAGAUGGGCCAGUGAGCAUCUCCUUGCUAUCUGGUCAACUUGGAUGAUGUCAGACAACAUGCAUAUAUCCAGCAAGUCAGCAUAGGAAGGCAGUGUUGAUGCUUCGGACUUCAUCUUUGAGUGAGCCUUGAGGGGGUGGACUACAGCUGUUGACUGCCAAACAGAUAUGCUUCAAAAUGUUCAUGGGACCCAGAACUCAGUAUGCUCCAGCCAGCUAGAACAGACUCAAUAAAAUCAAUGGGACUCAAUAGAUCUACUCUAAGUAGAUCCAAAGUAAAAUUGGAUCUGACUCCACAUUUCCUCAGGGCCCAACCACAUUACUUGGAGUGCAUCACUUGAGAGGAGACAACCAUCUGGCCACAGAAAACUCCCAAGCAGGACCUGAAUGCAACAGUGCCCCCCUGCCUGUGCUCCCCAGCAACUACUAUAGAUAGGCAGAGUACCUCUCAUACUGCAGGUAGCAUAGAACCUUAUCAAUGAUUAGUAACCACUGUUAGCUUCAAAUCAAACCAUCUAUGAGUUCAGCCCCACCCCCCAUAUGCAAAAUGUUGCCGCAUGCAAGAAGGGGAAAGGAAAGCCUUCAACAAUUCUUUUAAAAUGUUAUGCACGGUAAAUAACAUUUUUAAAAAACUGCCAUUGGCGUUUUAUAGUUAUGGUUCUUUGCUGUGGGAGACUACAGGAUUGCAGUUUGGAAAGGAAGGAUAAGGGUUAAACUUUCUUUCUCUUCAUGCUGGUGUUCUGAUCCAAAUCAGCUCCCUUCCAUGGUUUUAAUUUUAAAAGCUGAUGUAACUUCAAGCAGCACAUUUAAAAUAAUGCGUAAAUAGGCUCUAACACAGGUUCUCUGCCUGGAAUUCAUUUUAUUACUGGCACAAGCUUUCUGAUCUCAGGAUCAGUAAAAUAGUAAAAAGCCUUUUCAAAAUGUGGAAUGUCACCUCAAGAACCUUGUUCUAUUUAAGCUCCUUAACAAAAACUGAGAGGUUUGUUCUUAUUAAAACGUUAAUGUUUUUAAAAGAUGCAUUUUUUCAGAACUUCUAAAACUGCCUGAACAUUGUCAAAAAGGUAUCCUCCAGCAACUAUGAGUUUGGGAGAUUCAAACAGACAAUGAAGAAACAUGUAAAAGAAAAGGUAUAAAAAUAGGACCAAAAAUGGCACAACGAACUCCUCAGCCCAUACAGUUGCUUCUGAUAUGUACAAGUGCUGACACACAUCAUUUUAAAGGACAUAAUGGUGUAUGUAUUCCUACUGCUUAUGGUAGCAGUGAUGCCUUCUUCCAUAUCAGCAGCUCGAAUAUCGAAGAGGCAAAAUGACUUCUGGGGAAGCUGGGGGGAAUGGGGUGAAUGCAGCCGGAGCUGUGGUGGAGGUGUCAGCAUCCGGCAGCGGCGCUGCUACUCGCAAAGGACAGAUGGCGGGUCCAGUUGUAUAGGACCAACCCGAAGCUAUCGCUCAUGCAACAUUCAGAACUGUCCUGUGGGCUCCAGAGAUUUUCGAGCAGAACAAUGUGCUGAAUUUGAUGGGAUGGAAUUCCAGGGGAAAAGAUACAAGUGGCUGCCCUACUAUGGAGCACCAAAUAAAUGUGAACUGAACUGCAUCCCAAAGGGAGAGAACUUCUAUUAUCGGCACAAAGAAGCUGUGACCGAUGGUACACCCUGUGAGCCAGGGAAGCGUGACGUCUGUGUGGAGGGAGCCUGUCAGGCUGUUGGCUGUGAUAACAUGCUAGAUUCUUUUAAGAAGGAAGACAAAUGUCUGCAAUGUGGUGGUAAUGGCAGAGCCUGUUUUGAAGUGAAGGGCCUCUUUGAUGUGCCCAACCUUCCUAAAGGCUACAAUCCAAUCUUCAUCAUUCCCAUGGGAGCCACAAGUAUCCAGAUAAAGGAAGCAACACCUACCAGAAACUUCUUGGCCAUCAAGAAUGUGCGAGGAGAGUACUAUCUGAAUGGUCACUGGACGGUUGAGUUUAGCCGGGCCUUGCAUAUCGCUAGCACAGUGGUACAUUAUGACAGGGGUUCUGAGGGUGACUUGGCCCCUGAGCUGCUGCAUGCAAGGGGUCCCACCACUGAGCCUUUGCUUAUUGAGCUUAUCAGCCAGGAACCAAACCAGGGGAUCUAUUAUGAAUAUUAUCUGCCAUUCCAAAGGCCAGGCUCAAGCUACAACUGGGGUUAUGGCUCCUGGGGUGAAUGCAGCGCUGAGUGUGGUGGGGGUUAUCAGUCACGUCUGGUCUUUUGUACCAUCGACAAUGAGGAAUAUCCAGAUUAUAUGUGCAGAGAUAAACCACAGCCAGAAAAUAACCGAACCUGCAGCCUUCAGUCAUGCCCCCAGACCAAACGGCUAUCUUACCUCUAUCUGGCGGAAGCAUGGAGCCACAACAGAGCAUGGAACUUGCAAACAAAGAGCUGGAAAACUGGGAACUGGGGAGCUUGCUCAGCUACCUGUGGAGGAGGCACACAGACCCGAUCCGUGUAUUGUGUCUCCUCCAAUGGACACAGUUCUCAGGAGGCCGUGGAUGAUGCUGAGUGUGCAUCCUUAAGAGAAAAGCCACGGAGCACACAGCCUUGCAACAUGCGACAGUGCGCAAUGUGGACCACGGGGCCUUGGUCUGAGUGUUCAGCUAGCUGUGGCAAAGGUAUUCAGACCCGGACUGUAAGUUGCAGUGCAGCACUGGGCUCUCAGACUCUAGAUGUUGCCUGUUUGACAGAACCAAAACCUCCCCAUACCCAGCCCUGCACUGGGGAGAAUUGUAUACAGGAGAUUGGGUGGCACAUUGGUGAUUGGGGAUUGUGCUCAAAGAGCUGUGACUCAGGUGUCCGAACUCGCCAGGUCAUCUGUGCUGAUGGCAAUUCCAAAUUCUACAACCAUGAGAUGUGCCAGGCCAUCCAGUCACAGAUACCAACUAUGCUCGGAAGCUGUAACACCCAGCCCUGUCAUCUACCACAGCAAGUUCCCAGUAUGCAAGAUGCCACGGGCUAUGACAUUAAUCGCCAGUCCUUAUUAACCCGUUACAACCCUGAACAUGGCACCACAGUUUCUAGAAGUGAAAGAAUAAUCCAAGCUGGUUCUACUACUCAUCAUCGGCUCCAGCCCAAGGAAGAUCAUAGUUCCAAUUUCCUACCACUCCGAUGGGAGUCUAAUUCGCAUUCCUCAGCUUCUCACCAUUUCAGCUCCCAUCACAAUGUUGGAACCAAGGUUCAGGACUGCAGCCAGAGUCCUCAUGGUUGCUGUUCAGAUGGUCACACUGCAGCAGCUGGUCCUUUUGGGCAAGGCUGCCCACUUGAGUCUUGCCAUCAGAGCAGGCAUGGGUGCUGCCCUGAUGGAAUAUCACCUUCUCAGGGGCCAAAUAAAGAAGGCUGUGCGCUGUACUACAGUGAUUCUCAUGUGAACAGAAAUGAACCUGCUGGCGCCUCUCCAACAGUAAGGGUGAGCCGAGUUCUGUCCCAGCCAAGGCCAGCAGAGGAGUGCCGAGGUUCUAUGUACGGCUGUUGCUAUGACAAUGUUGCCUCUGCUUCAGGGCCUCAAGGGGAAGGAUGUCCCAACAGACCAAGCCCAUCUUACCCUGUCAGCUGCCAGCUACCCAGUGCCCAUGGCCCCUGCACAGACUGGACAACUCGUUGGUACUUUGUGCACGAUGUUGGAAAAUGCAAUCGAUUCUGGUACGGAGGCUGCCAUGGCAAUAAGAAUAACUUUGCUACUGAAGAGGAGUGCAUGAAGGGUUGCUCUGGAUCAGCAGGAAGAAGUGACGUGAGGCAUCAUUCCCAUGCUGCCUUUCCUAAUGUCCACUCUGGUUCUCAUCAGCGAGGUGCACAGGAAUGGCACUCUGCAAGAGGAGUCGUCAGUCACAGCCAUGGGGAAGAAGCUGCUCUUCCUGCUCAAGCUGGCUCAGAAACUCACUCGGCACGACAUCACAGUGAGAGAAGCUGGGGAAGGACCCUGAUUAUUGAUGCCCUUGGAGAGUCUCAGCAAGGGGCUGGCAUGUUAGAUGGUCAGCAGCAGGGUUCUCAUCAAUCAGCAGCUCAUGGGGAAAGAAGGAAAGAUCCAGCAAACCAUCUGCAUAGUCUGGGGGAAACUGGAAUUUCUGAGAAGCGCCUGACUGUCAAUGGUCAGAACAUUCACCGUGAGCGUGAAGAGUGGAAGCGGCAUUCUGGAGCAGAGGGGUCAAUAGUGCAUAGAUUUGAGCAUCAAGACCCAUCACGCUCUUUCUUCCAGUACUCCCUGAACAGAGUCACUCUGGAUGGAUCAGAGUCUUCUGCAGUAGAGGCAGGCCUGGGACAAAGCAUUCGCCUUCUCUGCAAGGCAGGCAAUUCCCAUUUCUCCAGCGUUGUAUGGCAGAAAGAUGGGCAGCCACUGUCAUCUGACAGGCAUAGCUACCAGUCUGACAAUUCCUUGGUGAUCAGCCAGCUCAGAGCUGAGGAUGCUGGCACCUACAUGUGCAUAAUUUCAAACGGAAGAAUUGAACGCAGGCAGAUUGAACUGAGGAUCAAAGAAACCCCUGGAUCCGCUGCUACACAGGGAACAAGGCAUCCACUUAUUCAUGGUCAGAUUCACCAGCACAGAGUGCCUGAUACAGGCAUUAGUGGCAGGCAGUCACUUGCUUCUUCUGUCCAUCCCAAUAUAAUAUACAGGUUAAAGAUGUAUAAGAACGAACCUACAGUGGUUGAUGCCAACAUUGGAGAGCGAGUCCGGUUGCCUUGCCGCGUAGAGGCUUCACCUUCUUUAACCAUUGAGUGGCAGAAGGAUGGACAGCCCAUCUCCUCUCCCAGGCACAGGCAGCAGUCUGACGGCGCCCUGGUGAUCAGCAGACUUGCAGCUGAAGAUGCUGGAUUCUUUACCUGCAUUGCAUCUAAUGGCCAGGACCAGGAUCAGAGAAGAAUCCGGAUCAGACCUAGAGGAGAAUUGAGAAUCAGCGAUCUGCCACCUAACCUGUCUGUUUCGGAGGGGGAGACUGCUCAUCUCCGGUGUGUUGUGAGAGGCAAUAAUGUCAACGUAAGAUGGUCAAGGAAUGGUGUUCCAGUGAGAGCAGAUGGCAGUCGUGUCCAGAUGUCUCAAGAUGGAAGCCUGCUUAUAAACAAUGUGCAGACUGGUGACGAGGGAUCCUACACCUGCAAUGCCUACAGUGGCAGCAAUUCUGUCAGUGCUAGUACUCACGUGCAAGUUCUCAAGAAGAUGCCAGAAGUGCAUGCACCCUUCCCCGUGGACACAGGCAGGGAAUGUGUUGACCAACCACACCUUGCCAACUGCGACCUUAUUGUACAGGCCCAGCUCUGCAGUAACGAAUAUUACUCCAGCUUCUGCUGUGCCAGUUGUUCUCGCCAUCAUGGCUGAGGCUCAUGCUACCUCCGACACCUGUGAUCCUGCUCCAGAUAAAAGACUUGUUUUACCUACAGUGGUGAUUUCUCAAGGCGCAAUUUCAGAUUUGUUUACUCAAGCAUAUACACUGGGAAGUCAGUAUGGCCAAUAUAACAGCCAGAACAGUCAGCAGUAGUCAAGUUUCCGCCCUCAUCAUGUUUCUGUAGCCAAGAGAAUGAGCUAAUUCUCCAACUGCUGGCUAACCCACAGAUGGAAGGAAACACCAAGUUAUUGUUUCUCUAACAAAGCAUUAUGAACAAGCGAGACCAGUGCCUCAAGUCAGAUCAAUGAUAAUGAGCAAUACUCACCUUUAAACUACAUACAAAAAUAGAUGAAAACUCAGUCAUUUGCAAAAGAAACUGCUGACCACAGUUCUGUAAAAACUCACAUGCUGACCUUGAAUCUACUCUCUCUGUGAUUAUCUCAAGUGUCCUAUGUUCACUCAGUGCUUUUCAGCUUUCCAAGACUUACAAGCAGACAAGUGGAUUUGUUUCACAACAGAUGCUUUCAAUUACAAAUGAAGAUGUCUUGGCCAUAUGUAAACACUGUUUAAAAUUAGGUGAAACUGCAAGGGACUUAAAAAGCUGCUGAACACUGUUGUAAUAAUGUGGGUGGAGUCCUGCACAUCAGAUAUCUGUAAGGCUAUGGGGACGAGGCUCAUUGAACUCAGUGUGACUUGCUUCUAAGUAAAUAUGCUUAGAAGUACACAAGUUCAAUUGAGUUAAAUCAGAGUUAAAUAAGCAUAGGCAGUUCCCCGGUUAUGAACAAGUUCAGUACCUGAGAAAAUUGAAAUGUGUUUAAGUUAAAUUUGUAUGUAAGUCAGAUCAUGUAUAGUCAGUCAGUGGAGAACUUGUGAAUUUCUCUAGCCCCCGCCCCCGCUUCCCAACUCACCUUGCGGGAGAGAUUUCCCUCUCUGGACAGACAAGGCUAGAAGGCAUGUUUCGGAGGCCUUCCAUUUCUCCCCUUUCACUUCCUCUCUAUGGUGAAGACAAUUUUCCACAGUAAUUUUUUUUUUAAAAAAUAGGCUUUAUGGCAGUUUGUUCAUUAAGUAGGGGUUGCUUGUAACUUGGACCUUCAUAAGCUGGGGACUGCCUAUGU
Messenger RNA from Varanus komodoensis (Komodo dragon), 7366 nucleotides. It is a transcript of the gene PAPLN, whose product is annotated as papilin, proteoglycan like sulfated glycoprotein. The transcript has 28 exons. Lineage: Eukaryota; Metazoa; Chordata; Lepidosauria; Squamata; Varanidae. Gene Ontology annotation, cellular component: extracellular matrix. The record is from RefSeq and is a predicted model, not a curated record. Gene Ontology annotation, molecular function: serine-type endopeptidase inhibitor activity; metalloendopeptidase activity. Bases 2159 to 6244 code for a protein of 1361 amino acids. Gene Ontology annotation, biological process: extracellular matrix organization.